GUCGGGCCAAGAUCUCCUCCUUCUGCAGCUUCCUCUACCUCCCCGCAAGUCCAGCAUGUUGAACUAGUGGUUUCGCUGGCCUCUCCCGUUGAAUCUCGCCCAGGAGCCUCCCGCCCAUUUAGUCCUCCAGUACCUGCCCGACUCACCUCCUCGAUCCUCGCGCCGUUUAACCUCCACCUUACUUUUCCACCCACUACCUCCCUUCCAAUACCCUCGCGAUGGCGUCGGCCAUCUUCUUCCUCGAUCUCAAGGGCAAGACCCUUCUAGCCCGAAACUACCGCGGAGACAUCCCCAUGUCCGCCGUCGAGAAAUUCCCCAUCCUCCUCAGUGACGCCGAAGAAGAGAGCUCCGCCGUGGCUCCGUGCUUUUCCCACGAAGGAAUUAACUACCUUUACAUCCGUCACAGCAACCUUUACAUUCUUGCCCUGACUAAGAAGAACACCAAUGCCACCGAGAUCCUCCUUUUCCUACACAAGAUCGUGGAGGUAUUCACGGAAUACUUCAAGGUACUGGAGGAGGAGAGUAUCCGCGAUAACUUUGUCAUCAUUUAUGAGUUGCUCGAUGAGAUGAUGGACUUUGGCUACCCGCAGACGACGGAGAGCAAGAUAUUGCAAGAAUAUAUCACCCAAGAAUCACACAAGCUGGAGAUCCAGGCCCGACCACCCAUUGCUGUCACCAAUGCCGUGUCAUGGCGAAGUGAGGGUAUCCGGUACCGCAAGAACGAAGUCUUCCUUGAUGUUGUGGAGUCCCUUAACCUCCUCGUGUCCGCGUCUGGUAACGUGUUGCGAUCGGAGAUUCUCGGAGCUAUCAAGAUGAAGUGUUAUCUGAGUGGUAUGCCGGAACUUCGUCUGGGUUUGAACGACAAGGUCAUGUUCGAGACCACGGGUCGCGCAACGAGAGGAAAGGCCGUCGAGAUGGAGGACGUCAAGUUCCACCAGUGUGUCCGUCUUUCUCGGUUCGAGAAUGACCGCACCAUCAGCUUCAUCCCCCCGGAUGGCGAAUUCGAGCUGAUGAGCUACCGGUUGAACACCCAAGUCAAGCCUCUGAUUUGGGUGGAAUGUCUGGUGGAAUCGCACUCUGGAUCACGCAUGGAGUACAUGUUGAAGGCCAAGGCCCAAUUCAAGCGCCGCAGCACUGCCAACAACGUAGAAAUUCUCGUCCCAGUCCCGGAAGACGCCGACUCACCCCGUUUCCGCACCAACAUCGGAACCGUGCACUACGCGCCCGAGAAGUCCGCCAUCAUCUGGAAGAUCAAGCAGUUCGGCGGAGGCAAGGAGUUCCUCAUGCGCGCAGAGCUGGGUCUGCCGUCCGUAAAGGGCGACGACGAGCACGGUGGUGGCAUGACCGGUGGUUUCGGAGGUAGCAUGGGUGGAACCGGGCAGGGCAAGGCAAAGCGGCCGAUCAACGUCAAAUUCGAAAUCCCUUACUUCACUACUAGCGGUAUCCAAGUCCGGUACUUGAAGAUCACGGAACCUAAGCUACAAUACCCCUCCCUCCCAUGGGUGCGAUAUAUAACACAAUCAGGCGACAUUGCUGUCCGCAUGCCAGAUGUACAAUGAUGUAAAGC
Messenger RNA from Aspergillus eucalypticola CBS 122712, 1567 nucleotides. RefSeq names its product AP-1 complex subunit mu. Gene Ontology annotation, molecular function: clathrin-cargo adaptor activity. The transcript is spliced from 7 exons. The record is from RefSeq and is a predicted model, not a curated record. NCBI's taxonomy places the organism in Eukaryota, Fungi, Ascomycota, Eurotiomycetes, Eurotiales, Aspergillaceae. Bases 219 to 1559 code for a protein of 446 amino acids. Gene Ontology annotation, cellular component: clathrin adaptor complex; clathrin-coated vesicle. Gene Ontology annotation, biological process: intracellular protein transport; vesicle-mediated transport.